Messenger RNA from Drosophila yakuba, 6263 nucleotides. RefSeq lists its product as uncharacterized. NCBI's taxonomy places the organism in Eukaryota, Metazoa, Arthropoda, Insecta, Diptera, Drosophilidae. Gene Ontology annotation, cellular component: membrane. Gene Ontology annotation, molecular function: ligand-gated monoatomic ion channel activity. The record is from RefSeq and is a predicted model, not a curated record. The transcript has 7 exons. Bases 813 to 2897 code for a protein of 694 amino acids.
CUGUUUGAUUAGGUCAUCCGGUUUUCUUACUUUUUUAAAAGUAAUUUAUAUACAGGCCAUUUUGGUAACGGGGGAAGUCAGGUAAGAGGUUCAUAGGUUGGGUAUUUUAACAAAAAUAAAGGUCAUUUGUGUGGGUUAUGGUAAGUUGAAUAUCACAGAUAUGUAAGAUAUAAUCGGAAUACUUCUUUAUCAAUAUUUAUAACUAAGUUUACAACAGUUAAGACAAUUCUAUUUCAUUAUAUUCAUAAAGUGCAGAUUUAUUAAGUCAUAAAUAUAAUUUCAAACUUAGAAAUAUAUUUUCUAUAAUUAAAUACAAAUAUUUUAAUUUAAUAUAAUAAUAAGCAAUGUGGAACAUUAUCUCGCCAAAUGCCGAAGGUGGCCAGUAAAAACUCCUUUGAGGACGUGUCAUUACAACACCCAACUGAAAAAAGGCACUCCCUCCAACCUUGGCCACAUUAUCCGGCCAAACUUAUUAACCCCUGGGCCGCAAAACUUUAAUUAGAUAGCCCUGCCCGGUGGAAAGUCGGUGGAUAGUCGGUGGAAACUCGGUGGAUAGUCGGUGGAAAGCGUCGGAAUGCGAGUAAAUCAGGUUGAUGAGUGACUGACUGACAGUCCGGGUCUCCCGGUUCACGGAGUUCGGACAAGUUUAAUUAGAUCUGCAUAUGCAAUGAGGACUCCAGUCCUCCAGUUCUCCAGUUCUCCAGUUCUCGAGUCCUCGAGGGUUCGUUCCGGUAAACAGGUUAACGAACCAGCCGCGAAUGGAGAACUGAGAACGUAAAAGUGGCCAACAGUUUGCGUUUGGCGGCGAAAGGAUGCGCUGCCUGGGAAUCCUGAUUGUGGCUUCCAUAUCCCUGGCGAUGGCCACCUUAAUGCCCAUGCCCAAGCAUCCGCCACUUAAUGGAUACGAGAUGCACCUGAAAGUGUUGCUGCAGAAAAUCCUGUGGGCUGCCAAUGUGAAGCGAUGCUUUGGCGUCAUCACCGAUGAUCUGCAUUAUCCCAUUUACGAUAGGGUAUUCUUCGAGUCGGUGGGUCGCCAAGUGAUACCCUUCUUUGUGAUGCGCGCCAAUGCCAGUGAGGAUCUGCAGCGUCCUACCAAACAAGUGGAGCUUUACAAAGCCAUCAAAUCUAGUGAUUGUGAACUGAAUGUAAUCACCAUCCUGAAUGGCUGGCAGGUGCAGCGAUUUCUUAACUAUAUAUACGACAGCAGAGCUUUGAAUAUGCAGAAAAAGUUUGUAUUAUUACACGAUUCGCGGUUUUUUGAGAGCGAAAUGAUUCACCUGUGGAGCGUUUUCAUCGGCGCCAUUUUCCUCAAAAGGCAGUUGGACAACAAGUAUACUAUUUCCACCAUAGCUUUUCCGGGCAUUUUGAGCGGCGUUUUGGUGACGAAGAACAUUGCUGAUUGGGAAUUGGGCAAAGGUGUGAAUGGCAGGAUUUUAUUUGCGGACAAAACGAGCAACUUGUUCGGAACCUCGCUGCCCGUGGCCAUUUCCGAGCACGUGCCCAUGGUUCUAUGGGCGAAUGCGACCAAGAGCUUCCAAGGAGUUGAGGUUGAGAUUAUGAACUCACUGGGCAAGGCCCUGAAUUUCAAGCCCGUCUACUACAAACCCAAUCAAACUGAGACUACAAACUGGGAGCUGGAUGCUGCUGCCUAUGGAGCUGGUAAUCCAGAACAGAAUGGCACACACAUCGAUUCGAUGCUGGUGGAUGAGGUGGCUGACCACAGUGCCCGCUUUGCCAUUGGGGAUUUGCAUCAGUUUCAGGUGUAUCUGAAAUUGGUGGAGCUCAGUGCGCCGCACAAUUUCGAGUGCCUGACCUUUCUCACACCCGAAUCCUCCACGGACAACUCCUGGCAGACCUUCAUCCUGCCCUUCAGCGCCGGCAUGUGGGCGGGUGUACUGCUCUCCCUGUUUGUGGUGGGCACGGUUUUCUAUGCCAUCAGUUUCCUGAACGCCCUUAUCAAUGGCAAUGUGUCCGCCGAGUUCUUUCGCUGCCUGCGUCGCAAUCGCACUGUGCCCAUGGAUCCACAGAUCUAUCGUCGCAUUAGUUUCCGCAUCGCCAUCAGUCGCUAUCGUCCAUCUAAAGGGGAUAGGAUGCCACGUGAUCUCUUCGAUGGCUAUGCCAACUGCAUCCUGCUCACCUACAGCAUGCUCCUGUAUGUGGCUCUUCCGCGAAUGCCUCGCAAUUGGCCACUGAGAGUACUCACUGGUUGGUACUGGAUCUACUGCAUCCUGCUGGUGGCCACAUACAGAGCCAGCUUCACUGCCAUUUUGGCCAACCCCGCUGCCAGGGUUACUAUAGACACACUGGAGGAUCUGCUGCGAUCUCAUAUCCCGCCAUCAGCUGGGGCGAAUGAGAACAGGCAGUUCUUUCUGGAUGCCAAUGAUGAGAUUGCUAGGAAAGUGGGCAAAAAGAUGGAAGUCAUCGGAUACAGCGAUGAUUUGACCUCUCGCAUUGCCAAAGGUCAGUGUGCGUACUAUGACAACGAGUUCUAUCUGCGAUAUCUUCGAGUGACGGACGAAUCCGGAUCAGCACUGCACAUCAUGAAGGAGUGUGUGCUCCAUAUGCCCGUGGUGCUGGCCAUGGAGAAGAACUCGGCGCUGAAGCCACGCGUAGAUGGCUCCAUUCAGCAUCUGGCGGAGGGUGGUCUGAUAUCCAAGUGGCUGAAGGAUGCCACACAACACCUGCCGGCGGAGGCUUUGGCCCAGCAGGAGGCCCUCAUGAAUAUCCAGAAAUUCUGGAGCUCUUUUGUGGCCCUGUUCAUUGGUUACGUAAUCGCGAUACUAACGCUGCUCGCCGAAAGAUGGCAUUUCAGGCACAUUGUCAUGAAACAUCCCAUGUAUGAUGUGUACAACCCCGUCUUGUAUUAUAAUUUCAAGAGAAUAUAUCCACAGCAUUGAAGUCAAAGUUUUACAGAAUUUCAAGAGAAUAUAUCCACAGCAUUGAAGUCAAAGUUUUACAGAAUGCCAAGGUUAUUUUCUAGAUAUAUGGAUAUUUUUUUUGCACAUUACUUGAGAAACAUUCCAUACCACAACAGGCCUAAGUAAAUAAUCUCAAGUACUGCAAGUUGUCAAUCGAGCAGAUACAUUCCACAAAGUAAUGAUAUAUAUGCACACACAUAUGCCCAAUGUUUAUAAUUGGUGGGCAAAUGACAAAUGUAUCGCGGUACUCGAGCACUGAAUGGCAAUCGAGAAGCUGAAAAGUCUUCAUUGACGUAACGCAUCACUGAGAAAAAAGGGUGGGGGGUUCUUGGGGGGCAAAUGCGAUCGAUGAAUAUAGUGCCAUUUAUCACGAGGAGCCAAGUGGCCUCAAGUACCAGUGGCAAUGUGGUGGUGAAUAAAUUCAAGAGCCCGGAUUGCUUCAAUCACUUUUCGUAAAUACUCGUACUGAUUUGCAUUGUUUAUGAGUUAAUGCACAUUAGGCAUUAUUUGUUUAUGGCCAUAUCACAAAUCCAACGAAAGUUGAAAUGAUAAAAGCCCAUAAAUAAAGCCAUUUUUAAGUGCCACACUAAACCGAAAACCCCAAAAACCGAAAAAAAAGAUCCACACAACAAUUCUAUAUAAAAACCGAAAAUCCUCUCGAUUUUUCGGAGCUCACGGGCACUUCAAGAAUUUUUGAAUGGAAAAGGAAAUUAAAAUCGAACAUUUUCAUGCGAUGAGAUAGCCAGCCAGCCAGAAAACAGACGUGCUAAGUAAUGCACCAUCCAAAGGUUAAUAACAAUCAUAAUAAUUAAUAGGCCUUUGUUUUUGUUUGGCCAUCUCUUUAGAAGUUUUCCAUAUAUCUUUGCCUUUUUUUUGUUUGAGGUGUGGCAACGGAAAAUUGUUCGUGUUGAGGAACUGGCAUAUUUAUUAAAGGAAUUAACGAAUUACUAAUAAUAUUUUAAAACUUUCAAAGGUGCUGCAGAAAUCUUUUUAAAGUUUAAACCAAAAAUGUAAUUAUAAACUCAACAAAAAAUGUGAUUUUUGCUUUUCAGUUUAUCCUAAUUGAAGUGCCAAACUAUUUAAUUACAAUACCAUUUAAUUUCUUGUUUUCCCUUUUUCUGACAAUUUGCAAAAUUAUGACCACCAAUAUAUGCGUGCAUAAAAACUUAAAAAUCCAUUUAUUUAUUACCCAAAACUGCAUAAAUAUUUAAUAGCAUUUGUUUACAGAUUGUGAAGAGUGCUUUUUCCACCGUGAAAUUGUUUCGUUUUGUUUUUCUUUGUGAAAAAUAUUUAUGGCAGUUGUGUUUGUUUUGUUUCGGCUCAAAAUUGUUGUGUACAUUCCUAUUUCAUAUAAUUUCAUUAGUUUUGCUUCAUUUUAUUGUGCUUUUUGUUGGCUCUCGUCGUGACUUCCCCUCUUCACAUGUAUUUUUUUAUAUUCAGUGACCAGCAGGGAUUAAAAUUCAGCUGCAUAACGCACUGAAAAAAAAUGGUUUACAAAAUUUAAAAAUAUAUUACGUAAGUAGGCUUUUAAAAAUAAUUCAAAUGGAGUCCGCUUUUUCUCCCAUUUGACAUCUUAAUUGGUCCGCUGUUCAUUUAAUUAUAUUCAUUUACAGUCUGUCACCGAUAUGAAGAACUAGAUUUUACCAAGCUCAACGUGGCAAUAAUUGAUACUCACAAAUUUUCAAACAAUCGAAAAACCACUAGAACUUCAAAUUUCAAUGAACCCACCCUACGUUUUUACAUUUUUUCAACGAUGUUCAAAUGUAUCGACGAUCUAGACAAUGUAUGGAAUAAAUGGUUUGUUAUUUCAAGAAAAAUAUUUUGUAUUUUAUCUAAAACAAAAAAGUAUAUAUCAUCAUUUUUUCGAGUACCUUUCAAGUUGAUUCGACUUGAGAGUCACCAGUUUGUUGAAUUUAAUUGCGUUUUUUGAUUGCGUUUUCAGUGUUAUACGAAACCUAAUUGACGUUUCCUUUUAUCCCCAAACAAACAACUUUUGGCUGUAGAAACACCCACACUUCAUUCUGACAUUCCCGCAUUCCCGCUUAUAACAACAUUGUUUUGUUUUGUUUUCGUUUUGUAAUUAAAAUUAUUAUUCAAAUAUUGCAUAUCUAAGAGUUCCACUUUCGUACUUUGUUUACUUUCAUCGAAAAUAUCCAUGUAUCCAUCGCAUUCGUUACACUUGGGCCUUGAUUUCAAUUAUGUCCACGGAUAAUAUUAAAUAUUCCAGUUAGCUGAUCUAAUUUGCAUAGAACGAAUCUAAAAACAAUAAUCACAAAAUUGGAUAUUUAAAACUGAAAGAGAGAGAAAACAGUAUUGCGUUUUCCUAAACACAAAAUAAGUAUAUUUAUAUGCACAUAUGAAGUCUACGAUUUUCAUUAUAAUUUUGGCAUUCUGAUAAUCUCAUUCAAAUUUAUUAGAGGACAUUGAACCCAAGAAUAUUUUUAAUCCAAACAACAAUUUUGUUUCUUCAAAUUUGUUUAUUUUUAUCAUCGUUUAUUUUUGUUUAUCUAAAAUUAUUGGAGAAAUAAAAUAACAAGAAAUAGGACACAAUACAAAAAACAAUUCAUUCAUUUCGUUUGAAACCCUAAAAUAUACAUUUUUAAAAACGUUUUAGACGGUUAAUUCUUACUUUUCUUGCGUUACAAUUUUGAUAUUUUAAAAUACAUAUUUUUAUUUUAAAUUAUCAUUUUUAAAACCGGUCAACUGCUUCUGAAUAUUUCAUUGGACAUUCUCAGGCUGUUUAGAAAAAAAGUCUUUGUUUAUAGUAUGUUGUCUAUUGCUUAAGCUGACUUGGGCAUUUGUAGUUAUUGUUUAAAAAAGCAGCUGCAAGAAUACAAUUGUUUUAAAAUUAACUAAAAUCCACUUAAUAUCCAGCGAGCAGUUUGUUUGUUUGCAAUCAUGGACAAUGCACGAUUUUUGACCAUAUUCUGUUUGUUUUGAAAGAAUAACUAAUUUAACAAUUCAGUUUGUUUAAAAGCGAAUACCACAUAUGCUCCUUUUACAUAGUACUAAACUAGACGUACUCCGCUAGUGUAUUGUAUGCAUAUAUAAAACUAGACAGUAUCGUAAUUUGUUAUGUAAGCUACCUUCCAUCGUGUGUUCGCAUAUAUGUAUGUAUAUAAAAACCUACAGACAUGAGUUCAUCAGUAACUACAAAUUCUUACCAAAAACCAAACUAUUUCCCAGUAAUCGUGUUUUUGGGGCAAAGAAAGGGCCGAUCUCGAACGCAUUAAAUUUUAGCUCAGAUUACAAAACAAUUCAAUUCCUCUUGGUCAGUUUUACCGCGUGUUUUGGGCAAGCAAUUCUUAAAGUUACAUUGUUUCGUUUAGCACUUGAUUGCAGUCA